CAUUGCUUGAUGGGGGAUUUUUAAUCAAGGGAUCGCUCUUAUUGUGACUUAUCGAUUUUCCUUUGAUUAUCCAGAACAAUGAAUGAUCUAUGCAACGGGAUGCAGUAUGAAAUAAAGAUAUUGAAUUAUGAGCAUCUAUAAAACGAUAUAUGUAGUAUCGAAAUCUUACGGGUAAUUACGCAGUCACCGGUGAGUUUUUUCUUUUUCUGCUGCGUGCUUUCAUUUUGGAAUAACACCGUCGAUAAAAUGACAUCGCAGUCGCAGAAGUGCGUUUAUUAGUGGAGAACGGAUAAGCAUAUACACAAUUUGGCGUUAUGGAUGAAUGGAAUAUUGACAAUUCCAAAGAAGAACACAUGGAUAUAUCGACAAGAAGUGAUAAAAAACGAUUCCCAAAGGAGUUAGCAGAUGAGGUCGAGACUCCAGGCAACAUCUUUACGCUCUCGAAAGAGGAGAAGACAGCGAGGCUCUUCCAUCUUAGGUACAGCACCAGAGAAGAUGUUUAUUAUCGCUAUGGUCGAAAGGAACCUGCCCUCAAGGGAUGGAAAGAGGGCGCUUUCACUGUCGUCAAUAUGCAGCGAUACCACGCCAACAAGGGGCCUCAUGUCGGAGAGUGGACCUAUUUGACAAGGAGACCCAGGCACUCCAGUGGAUCUAUCAGCUGGUUAUUGGAUCUGACCCAAUCUGGCCUAGUGGUAGACCAGGUCUAUGCUCUUACCUACAGUCGGACCCUCUCUGGUGGAAACAUCAACUAUGAUAUGAGACGUCCAGAUUGUCUACCAAGCAAAAAGCAUAAAAACGGAAGUCAUAUAAAUGGUCUGAUCUUUGCUGCAUACUUGGAUGGUGGCUUACACAAACGUGAGAGGGCGCAAACCCAACUUUUCUUCCAAGAUUGCCUUGAAGAUCCAGAUGGCUUUCCAUUUGAUCUCCUCAUUACACUGAAGCCACCAGAUCAACAAGAACUUAAAACAAACAAGCCAUCCAGGAAUCAAGGACCUCUACAGCCACUGUCCUUUCCUCCAAGACCUCGUAACGUGCCUUCCAAACCAACAAGUUGUACGUGUGGCCGCAGGACUCACAGAGAACAUCGGAUCAGCGCUUCCAUUGCAGACUUUAGGGACACAGAAGGAUGUUAUGAGCAGGACGAAAGGGAUAUCAUCGCUUCGGAAAAGCCAGAAGAGAGUAAGACGGAGAUAAUGCCAAAGGGUGUAGACUCCUGCUCCAAGACCAAAGACAAUGGAACUGUGUUGCCUACAGAAGCAGAUAAGACAAUCCCUGAAGCAAUAUCUGCAAAUCCACAUAAGGGUAGUGGGGGAAUCGCUCUUGAUCAGAGUAACAGAGGCAGCCAAUCAAAAAGAACAGUGGGUUUACAAAAUUUAGAGACAUCAAAGCGUCGCGACGAGGCAAUAUCAAGAAAGACAUCUGGGACAUCAACAGCUUGGGAACACCCUGUCAUUGACCAAGAAAACCUGGUUGGGAGAAGACAGAAGACCAGAUGUGUCAUUUUAUGACGAAUGGGUCUACAAACUGGCACAGGAAGACUGGUCGUCAAAGACUUUUGUCACAUCUCACACAAAACAUUCUUUACUCUUAGAGGAUGUUUAGGGACAUAGUUAUAUAACUACAAGAUUCUCAGUGAUGAUGAAAGACAUUGAAAAGAUUGAGUAAACAAUGGAUGAUAAUCUGAAAACUGCCAAGAUGUUCUUAAACCUGUGUUGCUUACUCUGGACCAUCAGGUCAUCACAUAAUCUUUUAUGAAUACAGCUGUCUUACAAAAGAUGAAUUCAACUACAAGUGAAUCUGUCCCAGUGAAGUUGUUUGGGACCAUAGAAAUCUGGGCCCUGUCUUACAAAGAGAUAUGAUUGAUCCGAUCAAGCGUAACUAUAUGGAAAUCCAUCAGUGUCAU
Molecule: messenger RNA, 1903 nt
Organism: Lytechinus variegatus (green sea urchin)
Lineage: Eukaryota; Metazoa; Echinodermata; Echinoidea; Temnopleuroida; Toxopneustidae
Exons: 7
Coding region: 315-1508 (397 amino acids)
Biological process (GO): glycoprotein catabolic process
Cellular component (GO): cytoplasm
Source: RefSeq, a predicted model, not a curated record